AUGUAUAAUUAUUUGAUGGCAUAUUUCGAUGAAGGACCUGGAUAUUUGUUACUUAUUGUUAUGACAUUAUCGAUAAUUUCUUGUUUCUUUGUUGGUUUAUUGACCGAGAACUAUUCUCAAGUGGAUAAACUUUGGUCAUUAUUACCACCUAUUUAUUGUUUAAUAACAUUGUUCUAUGGUCCAAUUACGUUACGUAUGAUGAUAAUGACUUUAAUAGUUGUUAUGUGGGGUUUGAGAUUGAGCUACAACUUUUAUCGUAAAGGUGGAUAUAAGUGGUCGAGUGAAGAUUAUAGAUGGCCAGAAUUGAAAAAAACAAUUACUAAUCGUAUUGUUUUCGAAUUAUUCAAUUUAACAUUUAUAUCUAUAUUUCAAAACAUAUUGCUACUUUUAAUUGCUAGUCCCAUUUAUUACACAUGGAAACAUUAUCAGACCACCCCGUUAAAUGGAUGGGAUUAUAUAGCAACAAUAUUGUUUUUACUUUUUUUAAUCGGUGAAAUGCUCGCCGAUGAGCAACAAUGGAACUUUCAUUUGAAAAAACAUCAACAAAUAGCUAAACAAACGAAGUCUACUUCGAAUACCAAUGAUGGAUUUUUGAGUGAAGGUCUAUUUUAUUAUAGCAGACAUCCAAAUUUUUUUUGUGAAAUAUGUAUAUGGUGGUCAUUUUAUUUAUUUUCUCAUUCAUUUUUCAAUUGGACAAUUUCUGGUCCCAUAUUAUUAACACUCUUAUUUCAAGGUUCAACAAAAUUCACAGAGGCAAUUAGUUCUCAAAAGUAUCCACGUUAUAAACAGUAUCAAAAGACAACAGCAAAACUUAUUCCAUGGUUUCCAAAAAGAAAUAGAUAA
Didymodactylos carnosus is the source of this 843-nucleotide messenger RNA. The record is from the annotation of a GenBank genome assembly. NCBI's taxonomy places the organism in Eukaryota, Metazoa, Rotifera, Eurotatoria, Philodinida, Philodinidae.